UGGCUUCUUGGCCGGUAUCUGGCUCCUGCAACAACAGCAACCACGACACUGUAUUCAAAACCUCCGAUCGACCUGCCACGAUGGAGCAGUCCAAGGCCGCAUUCCGGGAGCGCAUGCAAGCCCAGCCGGUCAUUCGGCACGAGCGGAUCGCUCCGGCUUCGUCGUCAGCCAUGCCGCCAAGCGUCAGCAAACCCAAACGACCCUCCUUUGUUAGCAGCACAUACGCAAGUGCGCCACAAGCAUCCGAUCUCGUCGCGAAGCAACUCUUUCUCAUCAUCAACAUUCUGAAGAGCAAAGACUCCCCCUUCUCGUUUGACGAAAUUUACCAAGAGACUGGAUAUGACCUGACGAGCUCGACCAACGACGAGCUGAUCGAGAGUAUCCGGACCAACCUCAAGAUCAUCAGUGAUUUUGAAGCACAGACACUCCAGUUCCGGCCCAAGUUUGAUAUCAAGUCCAAACACGAUCUUCUCAGGCUGCUCGAGAGCCAGAAGCUUUCUCACGGUCUUGAGGUCGACGACGAGUUCAAAGAGUCCUUUCCGAACUGGCAGGCCGCGGUUCAGGAGCUGGAAAAGUCCGAGGACAUCAUCGUGUUCAUGAACAAGGAAGGUGCUGGGGCUGUUCCCAGGGUGCUCUUCUACAACGACUCCUCGCUCAAUGUCCACAUGUCCGAAGAGUUCAAGACCUACUGGCAUCAAAUCAAGUUGCCUCCUGAAGGCGACCUCGAGAAGGAGCUGGAGAAAGCCGGACUCAAAUCAAUGGAUACAUUCAGCACCAAACCCAAGUCAGUGACCAAGGUUAAAGUCAAACCAAAGAAGACCAACAAGCGCAUCAAGCUCACCAACACGCAUCUGGAAGACAUUGAUCUCACGAAGGACUUUAUGGGGUCGUAGUCCGCCAAUGCUGGCGAUGCCUCUUCCUGCUCAUCGCAACACCGAUCUGCGCUCGUCUGUAUGAGUCCGGGCCACCACGCUACGCCCCUGCGACGCUCAUCUCUGUAAACUCUCUGGACAGCAGCCCAUGCUCAUGGUCAUGCCCAUUCCCACGUCCACGUCCAUGUCCAUGUCCACCCACCGACCCUGCGCUCUCUCUGUGCUCUCUCUGUGCUCUCUCUGCGCUCUCUUCUCGUCUCGCCAGGCCACCCAGGCAGCAAUACACGUGACACAUGCGCCACAGAA
Messenger RNA from Polychytrium aggregatum, 1178 nucleotides. RefSeq lists its product as uncharacterized. Bases 81 to 893 code for a protein of 270 amino acids. Gene Ontology annotation, cellular component: transcription factor TFIIE complex. The record is from RefSeq and is a predicted model, not a curated record. Gene Ontology annotation, biological process: transcription initiation at RNA polymerase II promoter. The transcript has 10 exons. NCBI's taxonomy places the organism in Eukaryota, Fungi, Chytridiomycota, Chytridiomycetes, Polychytriales.